Chilo suppressalis (striped riceborer) is the source of this 2192-nucleotide messenger RNA. Lineage: Eukaryota; Metazoa; Arthropoda; Insecta; Lepidoptera; Crambidae. The record is from the annotation of a GenBank genome assembly.
AUUCAGUGAAAGCGCGUCGAUGGUAGAACUAUUUAAUGACUUUUUAAAGGAUCUUUUUUACGUGGAUUCUUUGUUGAAUAUCAGUUGCGAGAGAAUCCUGUUUUUUAUCAAAGAAGUUUACUGUAAUUAUUCGAUAAUGUCUCGUUUGCAAGCAUGCAGAGUAUGCUUGGCACAUCAUAGCCGUAUGUAUUCAAUACAGAAUGGGCCACUUCAAGAGAUUUACGAAAAAGUCACUGAAACUCCGCUUUUAAUGAAUGACACAUGGCCGACAUGCUUAUGUUACAUUUGCUACCAUAUGAUGAGGAAAUUCCGCAAGUUUAUAGAUAAAUCAUUAAAGGCAAACAAGCUGCUGUUGCAACUCCUCAGUUCCGAAUCUGAGGUUACCACAGACACACUAGAUAUGAUUGUGACGCAACAACCUGAUAUCAUUUGGAAGUUUGCCGUGACACCAAUAGAAAGUAUUUUGCCUUUAGACUCAGAAGAGGUGAAAUUGGAGGCUACAUUCAAGAUUGAGAAGGUGAAAGCUGAAUCGGACUUUGAAGAGACGCUAGAUCAAAAAGAAGCAGAUUACACAGUUCCUAUAGAAUUUGCCAAUGAUGACCCGUCGAGUGACUCGGAGGACAAUAUGCCACUCCAAAAUAUCAGGACAAGAAAUACUGAGAAAAUAAAGAAAAGACCAAAAGUCAAAAUUAAAAAGAAGAAGAAUGUUCCAGAACUCAAGAUACCACCUAAGACUAUUAAACCGGACGCACGCGAGAUAUUACUGACUAAGGACCAACAAAUGCAGCAGAUGUUGGAAAGAGCGAAGUCCCUCAAUUAUCUGAAUUCACCUUUCAAAUGCGAACUGUGCUAUAAAGGGUUUAUCGACACCAGAGCCUAUGAAAACCACAAGGAGAAACAUGACGAGCGCAGUGGAUCGUUCGAGUGCAAUAUAUGCCAUAUGCGUUAUCUGACAGCCAGACAUCUCCGUACGCACAUAUCGACUUCACAUGAAAGACAUUAUGUUUGCAACAAGUGCGAACACAGAUCUCAUACUGCCAAUCAAGCGAGGGAACACGAGAAAUGGCACAACGGUUAUACAUACGAAUGUCAGCUGUGCAGUCAAAAGUUUAGGAAACCAACUUCAUAUCUAACUCAUAUGCGGAAACGUCACCCCAGUUCUCAUGUAUGCGGUCUCUGUGGGGACAGUUUUGUGGGAAAACAUGGACUACGCAUGCAUUACACUAAGGCACAUAGGAAAGAACAGAGCACCGAUGUGGAUUUUUCAUCGAAGAAGUUUUGUGCCGAAUGUAACGUUCAAUUUGCGUCUAUUGAAGCUUACAGCAAACAUGUGCUCAAUUCUAUCAAACACACCUUAGCGAGCGAAUCCGGGUCGGUUUGUCUGAUAUGCGAUAUGGAAGUGCCCCCGGGAACUUUGAAAGCACAUCUCCGAGUACACGAAAAUGCUUUGAAGACGCCAAAGAAUCCUUCGAAGAAACUGGCUUUAGUGCCUCUGCCGUGUGAACAGUGUGGUGCCAAUUUCGUGACCAGAUCCAAACUACAGGCUCAUGUAAACAGAGUGCAUUUAGGACUUAAAUAUAAUAAGAACAUAGUAUGUGAGGUCUGCGGGAAGAAAUGUACGUCCAAUGCAUCCCUAAAGUACCAUCAACGCACCCACACGGGUGAGAAACCAUACAGUUGUGGUUCUUGCCCCAAAAGGUUUUCCGAUAAUAACCAACUCAGAAUACACAGUAGAAUGCAUACUGGGGAAAGGCCUUACACUUGCAACGUAUGCGGAAAGAGAUUCAGCCAAAAACCGGCUUUAAACAGACAUUAUCGGGUUCACACAGGCGCAAAACCUUAUGAUUGUCAAUUGUGUGCAAAAACAUUUAGCCAAUCGAAUUCGCUAAAGUUACAUGUUAACACAGUACAUUUGAAACUGCCAAGCAAAAAGAAAGCCUAUGUACAACCAGAAGAUAAAAGUAACGAUACUCAAAUGCAAAGUUUACAAUAGGAUAAUCCAACUAUUCAUGGAAUAUAUUUAUAAUAGGGAAUGUGCAUGAAAUUUAAAGGUCGUAGUUCAAAUUUGAAUGGAAGGUAGGAGGGUGGUAGUGAGUCUCCGGCAGACUCCAAAUUUGUAUGGAGGGUAGUAGUGAGUCUCCGGCAGACUCCAAAUUUGUAUGGAGGGUAGUAGUGAGUCUCCGGCAGACUCC